Dichotomopilus funicola is the source of this 1404-nucleotide messenger RNA. RefSeq lists its product as uncharacterized. The coding region runs from base 1 to 1404 and encodes 467 amino acids. Gene Ontology annotation, biological process: protein import into nucleus. NCBI's taxonomy places the organism in Eukaryota, Fungi, Ascomycota, Sordariomycetes, Sordariales, Chaetomiaceae. The record is from RefSeq and is a predicted model, not a curated record. The transcript has 2 exons. Gene Ontology annotation, cellular component: cytoplasm.
AUGGCCAGCCUACCCCCUGACACCAUCCAAGUGAAACGGAAACGUGGCAGCGAUGACGACGGCAUCGACUUUCUCCGAUUUGAGGAGACCAAACGAUCGCGUUCCGACGAUGGCGGCGGUUGGGUGUACCAGCGCAAGCAGAUCGCGGCGAACCGACAGCGCCACGCCACCGAAUCGUCGAACCCCACCGCCGAAGUUCCCGUAAUCCAGCCGACAAAAGAUGGCGAGGAGGGCCGGCCUAUCAAGCGCCCGCAGAAACCAGCUCGAGGCCAUGCGAGGAAUAACACCACGUUGCAAGGGGCUGCGAAGGACACCGCGAAAGCGACGGCGCCUAGAAGCACGCCAGGCACCAGGCCAGCAACACCUGUGCCCGCACCCGCUUCACCCGCGCCUGCAAGUCAUCUGGCAACUACCGAGCGCACACGUCGCUUCCACCUGGCACGAUCCAACUCGCCGCAGCCGCCCGCAGGCGUGUCCAAACGGCGCGCCCUGCCCGCGGUGUUCAUCGAGCGGGGCGCGAAGAAACAGCGCGAGACGCUCAAGUCCAUCAUCCAGCAGGAACGCAAUGCCACCCCAGCCGGGUCCCCCUCCCCGCCAGAACCUGCAUCCAGCCCCGAAGCAGACAACAGCCGUAACAACAAAAACCCAAUCGUCGCACGUGAGCCAAGCCCAAUCAAGUAUAAACGGCCCGGCAACCGAGCGUGCACCCGGGCGUCCGACGAAAAGCCCACACUGCCCCCCUCGAUGCGCAGCAGAAGUGAGAGUACCGACAUGAACGCCCUGGCUCUCGUGAUGGAUAGCUGGACGAUCGACGAGAUCACCAAGAACCUCAAUAGGAUGGACGUGCGGAGCACCACCUCCAAAUCAAGCCCGGCGCGAUCGCGGUUCAAGCCUAAGGCGCCUAAGCUGCGCUAUUUCGAGCGCCACCCGGAGUCUGUUAGGGGGAGGAAGGUGGAGCAGUCGAACCCACCGGGGGCUGCGGCUAUGGAUGUGGAUACGGCGAUGAGCACGGGUAUGGCUGAUACCACAGACGAGGAAGACUACGUGGUGGAGACAUACGAGCGUGUUCCUGCAGAACGGCUACGGAACCAGGCGGUGCCGGCUCACCGCGUGGGGUUGUUGGUGUUUGAUACGGAGCCGGAUAAGGCCGAGUUCUUUUAUGGAAACGAGAGCGAUAGCGAAGACGAGUUCCCUGAAGAUGACGAGGAUGAGAAUGCGGAGAACUACUACGCCGCAGACUACCCCGAUGAGGACCUGGACUGGGACGAUGAGUUUGGGCAGAAUCCUUACCAAUUCACAAACCAGAACGAUUCGGACAAGGAAGAGUACGACGAGCUGGAUUAUGACGACGACGAUGUUUGGAACGGCAGCCGUCCACCCGGUAUAGGUUUCAGGGCGGGUUGA